Microbotryum saponariae is the source of this 1199-nucleotide messenger RNA. NCBI's taxonomy places the organism in Eukaryota, Fungi, Basidiomycota, Microbotryomycetes, Microbotryales, Microbotryaceae. The record is from the annotation of a GenBank genome assembly.
AUGCUGCUCACCCGACUACGGAUACCGCUCUUACAAACAUCCCGAACAGCAUGUUUCCAAGCCACCACAACACGACUAUACCCUUGUAUCCGCGUGAGUAGGCACGCAGCCGUGGCACAUCCUCCAUCCCCCCCCCCCACCACCACCACGACCACUGAUAACUGACCUGACGUCGUUUCGCUGCGUUCCACCAGCCAUGUCACACCACCGCCCUUCUCAGAAAACCACCCACACCACCUAUUCAAAUCUCAACACCACCUAAAGACAACCCUCCGCCCACCCCGCCAGCGAAGAAGGAUCUGUACGAGAACAUCUACACCAUCCCAAACGCCUUGACGCUCGCUCGCAUCGCCGCAACACCCGUGAUAGGUCACUUCGUACUACAGGGUCAAUUCGCCCAAGCGACGGCGUUGUUGUUCGUAGCUGGCGUUUCAGACGUGGUACGUCCUGUUCGUUCCUGAUCGGGAGAUUUCGAUCAAGCUCAAGGGAAACGGGUUCGCACUCCGUUUAGGUUGAUGGGUACCUCGCAAGGAGAUAUAAUAUGCGCUCCGUGUUGGGGUCGAUCCUCGAUCCAGCGGCGGACAAAUUCCUUAUGACGACCAUGGUCGUGACGUUGGCUAUGAAGAGUAUGCUACCUCGUAAGUCCGGGGCCGGAGUUCACCCAUUUCUGAUGCAAACCGAACCCAAAGCCGACGUCCUCGUUCUCUCGUUUUCGCAAGUCCCCUUGACCAUCUUGAUCAUAGGACGAGACGUCGCACUCUCCAUUUCGGCUUUCUACUUCCGAUACAAAUCUCUACCACCACCCGUAAGUGACCUUUCCCUACCAUCCUCACAAAUCCUCCAGAAUCCUCACCGAACCUCUUUCCCCCCUCCCAGAAAUCCUUUACCCGUUUCUGGGACUUUUCCAUCCCUUCCGCCGAAGUCAAACCGACCACUCUAUCAAAAUACAACACUUUGUUGCAGUUGAUCUUGGUGGGGACGACGACGAUCCAACCGCUCUUGCCGUUCGAAUUGGGGAUCGGCUUGGUCGGUUUACAGUCAGUUCUUCAACGUUUUUCUAGAGACGGGCUGCUCGACUAGUGACUGACGUUCUCGUUUUCCACUUUGGCUUUCUCCGGCAUGGCAGACUCGUCGUCGCUGGUACGACGAUCGGUUCGGGACUUUCUUACGUUUUCGGACGAGGGGUCAAAUACCUGUAG